Messenger RNA from Capsella rubella, 1221 nucleotides. RefSeq lists its product as uncharacterized. Lineage: Eukaryota; Viridiplantae; Streptophyta; Magnoliopsida; Brassicales; Brassicaceae. The record is from RefSeq and is a predicted model, not a curated record. The transcript is spliced from 9 exons. Bases 374 to 1117 code for a protein of 247 amino acids.
ACAUCCAUCUACUUUUGUCUUAGGCUGUCCUUUAAACUCAUCAGCAUCACCAAACACUUAAGAGCAUGAUUAAUGGUAAACUCUUAAUGGAAGCAGCUGAUAUGGAUGGAGAUGAACGUUCGUUUAGGCUGGCUGAAGUAACUAGGGGGUACAAACGUCUUUUUGUUCCAUCGUCUUGCUGAAGCAGCAACCAAAAAAAAAACCAAUUGGGUCAAAACACUUUCCCUUACAAACAGAAAUCACAUUUUUGAGUUUGUUUUUAAAAUUGAUUCAUCUUCAAGCUCUCUCUCUCAUUCGAUCAGGUAGGAACUCUUGCUACUUUUAAUUCGUCAUCUGGUGGAAGGUUCUGAAAUCGUUUCAUUUGCCAAAAUUCAUGGGUGAUGGUACUCCUAGGAAGUUAAACAUAUUACCUGAUUACUUUAGUGCUCCUAGUCCCAACGCGGAAUCUUCUCAAGACAAUACUCCAUCAUCUUCGCAGCCACAGGACGAUCUUCCUCAGAGGUCAAAUAGUCAGUCACGGACUCGUAGAAAACUGAAAAGAGCAGCACUUAUGUUGAACUUGUUCACUCUUCGCCGGCUGCCUUGGGUUUCAGACGGUCAAGAUAAGGUUGAGCUUUCAGCAGCGGAGUUAGAAUCACUUAGAUCAGAACUUUCUGAUUUGGAAGAAAGAGAAGCUUACCUCAAAGCCCAAUUGGAACAUGUGGAUGAAGUCUUGCGCUCUGCUCGUUUAUCUGGCUAUUUGUUUAUCCGAAGUCGUUGGGCAGCUCUGCCUGGUGAACCACCACCAAUAGAUGAUACAGAAGUAGACGACUGGCUUCCUCGGUUUGUCGUCCUUCAAGGCCCAUGUCUUUUCUUCUAUUUAUUGUCAACAGAUUUAAGCCCUCAAGAUUCAACAUUGCUGGCGGAUAUUGUAGAAGUUGGUUCGUUACCUACCUACACUAGGGAAUUCGAUGAAACCCAUCAUUGCUUUUACAUCUUAACCCGUCAAGGUCUAAGAUUUGAGUGCUCAAGCACCUCUAAAACACAGGUUGAUUCGUGGUUGUCGUUAUUGCGCCUUGAUUGCAAGAUUGAAAUAGAAGAAAAGUUACCAAACGGAUCAAGCAAAGCUCCUCAAUAAAUUGAAGAUUAGUCACUGCUCUGUAUAGUUUUCAUUUCUAUGUAUAUAAAAUGCUUACUUUAGAUGUAGUAGAAUUCACGUCAAUAGAAGGUUCUUUUAUGGAA